Cololabis saira (Pacific saury) is the source of this 7127-nucleotide messenger RNA. It is a transcript of the gene kcp, whose product is annotated as kielin cysteine rich BMP regulator. Lineage: Eukaryota; Metazoa; Chordata; Actinopteri; Beloniformes; Belonidae. The transcript is spliced from 46 exons. The record is from RefSeq and is a predicted model, not a curated record. Bases 396 to 6713 code for a protein of 2105 amino acids. Gene Ontology annotation, molecular function: protein binding.
UCACUCAGAUUUCCUUGUGAGUCAGACAAGGGUUGAUGACCUCCCACACACCCUGAACACCUGAACUCUGCAGGUUUUGCGCGCAUGUCUUCUACUCCUCUGUCAUCAGAAAAGACAAGAGUGACUGUUUUAACGAAGAUUGUAGAUUGUUUUUUGAAUUUAUCCCGAAUGGUGAAGCGAAGCCCCCAGGGGGGAUUGUAAGUGCGUGACCGCAGAAAAGUGACGCCCUGCCUGCAUCCAGAUGUUUCAUGUUUCCCCUGCGCGCUCUUUGGAAAGGUCUGGGACCAGCCUUAAAGAUAUAGUCCAUGGCAUCAAAUCGGAUUAGAGUGACUAGGAAUCCCGUGCUUUUUGUGUAAAGUGUUUGGAUUUGUGUGCAACGUUUUUCCCUCAGUGCCAUGGAGGUCGGAAGAGUGCGAGCAGCGCUGCUGCUGCUGGGGGUUCAUGUCUUGUGUGUUUCUGCGCUGUCUCUGCACGGACACGCCGGUGCAAAUCACGAGAAAGUGAUCGACCUUCUGGCAGCCCUAAACAUGUCCCAUCAAAGAAGUGGUGUUUCCAGAGUGCAGAGUUCCAGCAGCAUGGUGUACAAAAUUCGUCCCGGAGCAGCCUACCUGACCCUCCCUCGUGAACACUCCCAUUUCCUGCACUCCCACAUAAAUGGCAGUAUCGGGGUGCAUCUGGUGGGGCGUCAGGCAUCAAGAUCCAGCGCCACCAUAUUUUCUCUCUCCUCUGCAUCCUCACCCAUUCUCCAAAUCAUCUCCUCUACCCGCAAUGACACGCUGCAGUUGGAUUACCCAGCUCAGGGAAAAGCUCUUGCUCACUUUCACUUUCCAAGGAAAAAUCCCUUCUCUGCAGGGGAGUGGGUGCGGCUGGCUGUGAGCCUGGAGCCUGACAGAUUGGCACUUUUUGUAGACUGUCAAGAAGCUGUUGUUUUAGAGCUAAAACGAGCAAAUAGGAUCAACCUGAAACUUCCUGAAGAUGUUGUCAUUGCUCUUGGCAGCACACCAGGAAUAAAAGACAGCAAAUUCAAUGGAUAUUUGAAGACGGCUGAAAUGACAUUGCAAGCGUAUCGGAGGCGUCCUUGGAACUGUGAGAACAUUAAAGACGACUCGCCUCCCUCUCAGUAUGCAGACACACAUACUCCGGAUCCGCCAGCUGACAAGACUCAGAUGUUCCAACAUGAUACAUUAUCCACUAAACUUCAAAGGAACCACAGGCCGCGGGACCGAGACAGCCAUUAUCGCAAGGACUUCCAGAGUGAUCAGAUACAGAGAAGUGCGGGACUGGGGCCUCCGGCAUCUCCUCAGGGGGCAAAAUCUGUUGCUCAGGCACAGAGAAAUGACCGGCUAAUUGACAUGGAGAGGAAGCUAGAAGAGCUGUCCAUCAUGCUCAACAUGGUCAAAACUCAGAACGUGCAGCUAGAGUCACGCUUACAAUACCUGGAGGGGUGUGAGUGUGUGAAGCGGCGAUGUGUGUGGGAAGGACGUGAAGUGGACGAAGGCCAGCGCUGGCAGACUGACCUCAGCACUGUGUGUUCGUGUACAUCUGGAAAAGUCAUAUGUCAGACUGACAUCAAAAAUGAAGGGUGUGAUGGCAGGAUUCACAACGUGUCCACCAGCACUACGGGCGGCUGUCAGACACGCACGUGUGACGGUGUUAACAGGGAGUGCUCGCCCCAGCCAUGCCCUUCACCAGAUUGCACUCCACAGGAGACAGUACCUGGAGACUGUCACUUAGGGUGUACCUAUUCUGGUGUCCAGUACGCUAAUGGAGCCGAGUGGAGACCAGCAGAUAAUCUCUGUGAAGUUUGCUCAUGUUUGGAGGGUCAAGUUCGCUGUGAGAGAGAACAAUGUAACACCCGAUGCGACAAUCCUGCUGCUCCUCCGCCCGAUAGCUGCUGUCCCGUCUGUCAAGACUGUGGUGUGAAUGGACACGACUUCCCUAAUGGAGCUGCUGUUCCUACUCGAGACCACUGUCAGGAAUGUACAUGCGUGAACGGAAAUGUUGUGUGUUCACCGCUCCAGUGUCCUGCUUUGUCUUGUCACAACCCUGUACAUCAUGCUGGAGAAUGUUGCCCACGAUGUGGCCACCAGUGUGAAUAUGAGUCUGAAGUGUAUUUGAAUGGACAGAAGUUUGCGUCCAGCAGAGACCCUUGUCUCCACUGUCGCUGCUCUGCAGGUGAAGUGUCUUGUGAGCGUGCUGAGGCUUCCUGCCCCGCCCCAAACUGCAGACAUCCAGCUAAGCGCAAAGGAGAGUGUUGUCCAACAUGCAGAGAGUGUGAAUAUGACAGGAGAGUGUAUGCUGACGGAAAAGCGUUCAAUCCGCCUGGGAGCGGACCCUGCGUACAGUGCAGGUGCAAGGCUGGGAAUGUAAUUUGCCACGAGGAGAAAUGCCCUUCUGUCCGGUGCACCAACCCUAUUAGAGACCCCCAUCUUUGCUGUCCAAUCUGCAAGGCAUGUGUAUUGGAGGGAGUUGAGUAUGAAGAAGGCUCCAGUUGGCACCCUGAGGGUUCCUGUUCCACCUGCACCUGUGUGAGCGGAGAGAUUUCAUGUACACACACUCAAUGCCCCUCAGCUGAUUGUCUGCAUCCCACCAAAGUUACUGGCACUUGUUGUCCAGUCUGCGAUAGUUGCACUUACAACCAUCGGAUCUAUAGCAACGGCCAGAGGUUUCCAACGCCUGAUCAGCCAUGCCACAUCUGCACUUGUCUGCAUGGCACAGUUGAGUGUGAAAGGCGGCCAUGUCCACCUCUCACCUGCACAAACUCCUACACUCCACCGGGAGAGUGCUGCCCCAGAUGUCCAGACUGCUCCCUUGAAAACCAUGUAUUCACGGAUGGAGAUGUUUUUCCCAAUCCCGAGCGUGUGUGUGAGGAGUGUAAGUGUGUGAGCGGAAGGAUCGACUGCCACCAGCCACAAUGUCCAAACCCUCACUGCAAUGCACCUCUGCCCGGGACAUGCUGUCAGAACAACUGCAACGGCUGCAACUACGCUGGCAAUGAAUAUCCAAACGGACACGAGUUUCCCCAUCCCACUGACACGUGCAGGACAUGCAACUGCAUAAAUGGUAAUGUUCAGUGUCUGAAGAAGAGGUGUCCACCACUGCCAUGCUCUAACCCUAGUCUGGUGUCGGGGGAGUGCUGCCCCCAGUGUCCCGAUCCUCCAGGAGAUUGUGUGUACGAACAAAGAACCUACAGAAACGCAGAGCGCUUCUACCACCCAGCUGACAGCUGCCGGUUAUGUUCUUGCAACGAUGGGGACGUUCGGUGUCAGCACAAGCCCUGCCCGGCCGCCCCAUGCUCUCACCCCAUCACUCAAGAGUGUUGCAGGACCUGCGAAGGUUGCUUGCAUGAAGGUCGGGAGCGAGCUAAUGGGGAGACAUGGGAUGACGUGUCGGACCCGUGUGCUGUGUGUGCUUGUCGUGAGGGGUCCGUGCAGUGUGAGAGGAAACGCUGUCCAGCCUCCAACUGCAACCACCCAGUGCAGAGACAGUGCUGCAUGACAUGUAAUGGCUGCACGUUUCAUGGUCGUGAAUAUCCUGACGGGACUGAGUUCAGAGAUGACAACGACCCGUGCGGGAUGUGUUACUGUUAUGGAGGGGAAGUCGUCUGCACCAAGUUACCCUGUCAUCAAGACUGCAGCCACCCUUACAAGCCACCUGGGCAAUGCUGCGGAGAAUGUGAACGCUGCUUCUAUAACGAUGUGGUCCUCGUCAAUGGACAGUCCAUCCCUGACCCAGGAAACCCCUGCUCUGAAUGUAUCUGCCAGAGCGGCUCAGUGCGAUGUGAGAGGAAGACUUGUCCAGCGGCGCGUUGUCCUCAUCCGACUCCCGACCCAUGUGGCUGCCCCGUCUGUGACGGUUGUCAUUAUCAGGGUGAGACUUAUGUAGAUGGACAAAAGCUUCCAGGUGGCGAGCGAGGGUGUCAGGACUGCACGUGUUUAGGAGGUGAGGUGGUGUGUGCAGAGAGAAGAUGCCCCGCCGCGCCAUGCUCACACCCGGCUGUGGACGGCUGUGCAUGCGGCGCGUGUGAUAGGUGCAACUUUAACGGACGAGACUGUUUUAACGGAGAACGAUUUCCACACCCCGAAGACCACUGUCAGCGCUGCUCCUGUCUAAAUGGUGGUGUGGUGUGUUCAAGUCCACCCUGUAAAAGCACCACUUGUAAGUAUCCAGUGACCACUCCAGGGGAGUGCUGCCCUGUCUGCACGGGAAAGUGUUUGCACGAGGGUGAAGAGCAUCCGUCCGGCUCCACCUUCACGCCACUCUCUGAUCCCUGCUCAACAUGCUCCUGUCUGAACGAGGUGGUGACCUGUCAGAGGAGACGUUGUCCAGGGCAGUGCUCACACCCCGUUCCUACAGAUAGCUGCUGCCCCGUCUGUGACUCCUGUCUCUACGAGGGUGUUGUGCACCCUCAUACUCACACUUUCACAUCCUCAUAUAACCCCUGCCAGCGGUGCACAUGUGUCAGAGGGACAGUUUCCUGCGUGCCCCUUGUGUGCCCGCCGACGCCCUGCAGUCGCCCAGAAACCAAGCCAGGACAGUGUUGUCCUGAGUGCACAGGGUGUGUGCAGGAUGGACAGUCGUUCAGAGAGGGGCAGACAUGGAGCUCUGGGUCAAACCGCUGCUCUACCUGCACCUGUCAGGCAGGUGAGGUGCAGUGUACCUGUCCCGAGUGUCCAAAGCUUCAUUGUAUGCAUCAAGUGACUGAUCCAGGAUCAUGCUGUCCUCGCUGUCGAGGUUGUGUUUAUGACGGAGAGGAGCACUCAGAGGGCAGCAGCUGGUUUGCAGACUCCACGCCCUGCAUGACUUGCAUGUGCGUGGAUGGAGUGACCACCUGCUCUGAGGUUCGAUGCGUUUCUCCGUGUGUCAACUUCAUCAACGUGCCUGGGGAGUGCUGCCCAGUGUGUGCUGACUGCGUGCUUGAGGGCAGGGUGUACGGCCCAGGAGACAGUUUCCAUCCAGCUGGUGACCCCUGUCAGAUCUGCGAGUGCGAGGUUAUGCCGGACGGAAAGCAGCACCUGAAGUGUUACCGAAAGCAGUGUCCCAGUCUGGUCGACUGUCCCAAGAGCAACAUCUUGUUCUCCGGACCAGACUCCUGCUGUCCCGUCUGUGCACAGCCUCUCACUAACUGCACAACUACACUGAUCGGAAAUGAGGUGUUGGCUACGGAUAACCCCUGUUUUACCUGCCAGUGCAAGGACCUCACAUGGACCUGCUUACAACAAAUCUGCCCACCGCUCACUUGCCCUCCUCAUGAACAGUUCAUUCCUCCAGAUUCAUGUUGCCCUGUGUGCAAAGAUUGUGUUAUUGAGGUUCAAAACAGGCGCGUGGCCAACGGCGCCAGCUGGACGGACAGCAGUGAUGAUUGUGUUACAUGUACCUGUAACUUGGGUCAUAUCGAGUGCAGCGUUAAGGAAUGCUUACCUGAAGGUUGUGGCCACGGACAAAAACCAGUGAAGAUUCCAGGGAAAUGUUGCUAUGAAUGUCAAGGUAUCACCAGCUCGGUGGCAUCUUGUUUGUACCAGGGGACCACAUAUCAUUCCAAUGAGCAGUGGGAGGUGGAUGAGUGUACCAGCUGUUCAUGUGUGUCUGGAGACGUGCAUUGUCGCAGUGAGCGUUGCCCUCCUGUCACCUGUGCAGCAGAUGAGAUGCCUGCCGUUGUCCCCGGUUUGUGUUGUCCUCACUGCCUGCCUCGUCCAGCUACCUGCAUCGUCUUCGGCGACCCUCAUUACCGCACCUUUGACGGCCGCAUGUUCCACUUCCAGGGAACCUGCACAUAUGUCCUGGCCCAGGACUGUGUGGGUGCUGACUUCAGUAUUCACGUCACAAAUGACGAUCGUGGACGUAAAGGCGUGUCCUGGACUAAAGAAGUGACCGUGUUUUUAGGAGACACUACAGUGCAGCUCCUCCAGGACUGGGUUGUGAAGGUGAACGAAGAGCCUGUGACUUUACCAUUCCUCAUAGAGCCAUACAUAUAUAUAGAGCGACAGAGCAACACUGUCUUACUCAAUACCAACAUUGGACUGAAGGUGCUGUGGAGUCCUCGUGCACACCUGGAAGUGAGCGUGCCGGGCUCCUAUAAGAGCCGCACCUGUGGUCUUUGUGGAGACUUUAACAACUACCAUCAGGAUGACCUCCGAAUGCCGAACGGCCAACUCAGCCGAUCAGAGUCUGAGUUUGGCAACGCCUGGAGGGUGAAAAAUGGAAGCCACUCCCUGUCAUCCUGUCAUCCCGGCGAGGACGUCAGUCCCUGUAAAGCCGCGGGAUACCAGGCCAAGAAGGUGGCCAACAACCGCUGUAAAGUCCUGAAGUCUGCAGUCUUCAAGCCCUGUCAUCGUGUGGUGCCUCCUGAACAGUGGUACGGCGCUUGUGUGUACGAUCUCUGUGCUUGUGGGGCCAAUACGGACGAGUGUCUUUGCGACACGCUGGAGGCCUACGCCAGCCAGUGCAGAGAGGCUGGAGUCGUUCUGCAGUGGAGGAGCACAUCCCUGUGCGCCGUGGGCUGCCCGCUGGAGAGGGGCUUUGUGUUUGACGAAUGCGGCCCGCCGUGUCCCGUCACCUGCUUUAAUAAGGACGUGCCGCUCGGCGUGAUAGAGAGCCACUGCUUCAAGCCCUGCGUGCCAGGCUGCCAGUGUCCCGCCGGCCUGGUCCUACACAACAACUACUGCAUCCAGCCAGAAAAAUGCCCCAAGAUCAUCCAUGGUAGCCAUUUGUGAUGCUUGAAUUGCACCGUUACAAGCUGAUACUCACACACAGACACACUUCUACAUCAGCCUGUAUUACUGUAUCAAAAAACAAAAAAAUCAGGAAAAAUAUCCAGAUGCACAUCCAGGAAUUUAUUAUACGUCGCACUGAGUAUUUAUAUUAGACAAUUUUUUUAUUCCAAAUUUUCUGUUUUAUUUUUCAACCUAAGUCUAUGUACACAUUUAUAAGUUAUUUUGGAAGACAUAUAUUGUUCAGUUUUUGUUGUUUAUUUUUUACAGUAAUAUCUUUUACUGAUUCCGCACUUACACUGUGGAGAUUAUACGUCAGCAAUGUGCAAUAUCUGACUGUAUGUACUGUAUGUAAAUCACAUAAUCUCAGGUAUUCUUCAUUUUAUAUUUCACAAAUAAACUGCAGUUUCAUUAAAA